Messenger RNA from Dibothriocephalus latus, 477 nucleotides. NCBI's taxonomy places the organism in Eukaryota, Metazoa, Platyhelminthes, Cestoda, Diphyllobothriidea, Diphyllobothriidae. The record is from the annotation of a GenBank genome assembly.
AUGGACAAUAGGAAUAUCACGAAUCUCAAUACUGCUACGGCGUCCCCGGGAAGCGACGCGCUCCGCGUUCGUCUGGUUUCCGGAGUGCCAAAUAUGCAAGCCAGUUCUCUAAAUUCGCGACACACUUUGGACAUCGGUUGCUGGAAUGUGCGGACGUUGCUUGAUCCUUGCCGUCAAGCCCUUCUAGCACGCGAAUUAUGGGACUAUAAAGUAGACGUUGCCUGUCUGUCAGAAGUUCGUCUCCCAGACUCUGGAACGAGAAAAAUCAACGUCCCACAAGAGGAUUCUGCGUAUGUGCUCCUCCACAGCGGAUCACAAACGAACACAGGACUGCGUGGGGUGGCAAUAUCCAUGACAAAAGAGGUGCAUAACACUCUUUUAGCGUUUGAGCCUAUCUCAGAGUGGAUUGUCACAGCCCGCUUCAAAGGCACCAUUGCAAAUAUGUAUUUGGUUACCGUUUAUGCCCCAACAUUGUAA